Molecule: messenger RNA, 918 nt
Organism: Penicillium nucicola
Lineage: Eukaryota; Fungi; Ascomycota; Eurotiomycetes; Eurotiales; Aspergillaceae
Product: aromatic alcohol reductase
Exons: 3
Coding region: 1-918 (305 amino acids)
Molecular function (GO): oxidoreductase activity
Source: RefSeq, a predicted model, not a curated record
AUGGCCAGCGUCAUUCGGAAGAUAGCUAUCAUCGGAGCCACCGGCAACCUUGGCUCACGCAUAUCAAGCACGCUGAAAGCUGUCGGGCAUGAAAUCACUGUUGUCCAGCGCAAGGACUCGAGAAAGCCUGCGCCGGAGGGCCUGAAGAGUGUCAAGGUGGAUUACCUGAACAAAGAGGAGUUGGUGUCGACUUUCAAGGGCCAAGAUGUUGUUCUCAGCGCUGUCCCUUUCCCCAUGCUCGACUCUGAGAAAAUCGUCAUCGAUGCCUGCAUUGCUGCGUCUGUCAAGCGCUAUAUGCCCUCUGAGUACACGACCAUGCUCGAGUCUCCACUGGCUAAGAACCUCCCCAUUGCCAAGGAGAAGUUCCUAAUCCGCCAAUACCUCACCUCCGUCAUGGCCGACACCUCUGGCCCCACCACCUGGACCUCCGUCAACAACGGCGCCUUCUUCGACAUGGCCCUUCCGUACGGAGUCCUUGGCCCCAACCCUAUGUCUAAGAAGGCCGUGUUCCAUGAUGGAGGUGACAAGAAGAUUGCCGUCUCGACACUGUCUGAUAUCGCAACCGCUGUUGCCAAACUCCUCGGCACUGACAGCAUCUUUGAGGCUGCCGCUAACCAGCCUGUCUAUAUUUGCUCGGCUAGAAUCACGGAGCGCCGCCUUACUGAGCUAGUUUCGGAAGUCACUGGAAUUGACUUUGGCACUCCCGAACAAGUACUUGUCAAGAAGCUGAUUGAGGAGUCGGACGAGCGACUGAAGCAGGGAGACAAGUCUGCCAUCAUCAACUACUACUUCCAGAUGAUGUACGGCGAGGGUUACAAGGGUGGGGAUUUCAUGGAGUUCAACUGGAACGACCGACUGGGCCUGCGGAUCAUGUCUGAUGAGGAGCUGAAGGACACCAUUCGCCAGAACCUGAAGUAA